This is a messenger RNA of Phaedon cochleariae (mustard beetle), 582 nucleotides long. Lineage: Eukaryota; Metazoa; Arthropoda; Insecta; Coleoptera; Chrysomelidae. The record is from the annotation of a GenBank genome assembly.
AUGGCGGAAAGUGACAAGGACAAUGUAGAAGUGCUGAAGAAAGCAUGUAAAUACUGUAAGAAAAACGUAUUGAAAGGAUUCAAUUGUGUAAAUUGUGAUGCAGUUUACCAUAAUAGUUGUGCCCUGAGGAUAAAAAUGUGUUGUGAUUCAUCGAACCUAAAAGAAAGAAUCCAAAUGGAUAGUGACAUAUGUGCUACAGAAGAAUUGUACCUCAAGGAUAUAAACCAACUGCUGACACAAACAAUCAAGGAUAAAGAUACUAUCAUUUCUGAUGAAGUAAAACUUAUAGCAUUACUGAACGAUAAAAUUUUACAUUUGGAGGAUAUCAUAUCAAAAUCAAAUAAGACUUGUAUCACAACAAUCGAUAAAGAAGAAUCGACUGGCAGUCCAACAAAAAAGGUUGAGGUACGUAAAAACUCAACAUACGAUAAAAUGAUACAAAAAAGUUCAAACCCAAUUAGUGAUAAAAAAGCAGACACCAGCCGCCAGGAAAUUGUGAAUAGGCAAACAUCCAUAAUGAGUCAUCUGAUAAAUAUUGAGGAUGAUAGAAUGGAUUCGAAGAUGGUUUCAAAACUGUUGUAA